This is a messenger RNA of Prorocentrum cordatum, 4326 nucleotides long. Lineage: Eukaryota; Dinophyceae; Prorocentrales; Prorocentraceae. The record is from the annotation of a GenBank genome assembly.
AGCCAUUCUGGCUCAGCCUGCACUGGCUCUCGUGCCGUGGCCCGCGCCGCGGCUGGUGAUGCCCUUGCCCUCGUGCCGCAGCCCGCGCCGCGGCCUGGCCCGCCGGCGCGGCCCGCCAUGAGCGAGAAGGCGGCGCUCCUGAGGGUCCUGGCCAGGGACGACGCGUCGGGCGACGGCUUCGUGCCCGUGGGCGCCGUGCGCGGGCUCCUCCUGCACGUGCUGCAGGACCAGCCCUCCGCCGCGGACACCGCCGAAAGCUUGACCGACACGGUGGUCCGAGAGUUCAGCACGCCGCGCGGGCAGAGGGUGCGGUACCUGGAGCUUGCGGACUGGCUGUUCAGCGGGGCCGAGGACGCCGGCGGGCCGCCUGGCCUGGCAGACGUGCUGGAGCGGGCGCGCAGGCUGCACUCGGAACGCCAGCGGGGCGCACCCCCCGCCAGCCCCGCCGGCGGGUCGGCGCACCGCGAGCGCUGGUGCAUGCUGGAGUGGCUCUCGCAGAAGGCCUGCGCGCCGCUGGUCGAGGCACUGGUUGCCCCGCUGCCCUCUGGCUCGCAGGACAUGGAGUUCGCGUUCGCCCAGGCGCUCGGACAGCUGGAGCGCGAGCGGGCCGGCGCGGGCAAGGAGGUCAUCAUGGGCUUGCUUCGCGACAGCAACGUGCUCGAGAAGCUCAGCAACGUGAUCGUCGGGAUGGCGACGGAGCUUACUCAGCAGGAGGCCGCCACAGGCGGCGAGAUGAACAGCAAGUUCGCAAGCGAUCCGCACUCGUACUCCAUGUCGUACGGCACCCAGUGCGAUUUCUUCGCGGGGUUGGAAGACCUCAUUGGCUCACCCGACCCCAGGGUGGAGAGGGCAAUGAUGCGCGAGCACUGCAACGCGGAUGACUCCAGGAUCGAGUGGACGACCGAGAACUAUGGGAUCACGACCACGCCAGAGAUAGAGUGGCAUUUCGUGUGCGGAAAGAACGAGGAGCCCAAGACAGCCCGGCGGGUGAGCCGCUCGGGAACGAGGGACCUGGGAAGCGGCAGGGAUGCCCCGCCGAGCUUGGGCCCUGCGCAAGGGGAUGCGCCCUCUAGUUGGAAGUGGCCCAGAGAGACGGUCACGCAGCACCGCCGUGAGUGGAAAGACAUCGGCGACUUCAAGGACGUGUUCGAUGGAAUCAACGCGAAAUUGAAGGAGAAGGGGGAGCAGCCGCUGGAGCUGGUUGAGUGGAUUGGAGGCCGCCUAUACACCGGCCCCAUGUUUGAGAAGUACAAUGCCGUGAACCGCGGGGGCGCUGUCAAGACAGGGAGGCAGAGCGAGCACAUGGUCAAGAAGUUCAACAGCCUCUGCCGUGGGAACCGCUACUGCACGACCAUUCAUGCGAUCAAUUCGGCGCUCAUCAAGCUGAGCAAGCUCGAGAAGGCUGAUAAGCUGUACCGAGGCACCCAGCGCGGCGUCCUGCCCGAGUGCUUCUGGAACGAGGACGAGUCGGGCGUCAGGGGUGGCAUCGAGUACGGUUUCCUGAGCUGCUCUCGGGACCUCGAGGUUGCCAAGCAGUACGUGCAGGACGGAAGGGCCCACGCUGCCACCAUCUUCGAGAUUCAGACCGGCAUGAUCGACCGCGGAGCCGACCUUUCGCUUUUGUCGCAGUACCCGCACGAGAGAGAGAUAUGUUUUCCCCCGCUGACCGGCAUGGAGGUGCUCGGCUCGCGGAUCGAGGGUAGCAUCCUGUACAUCCAGAUGCGCCUCAACGUCAACUUCUCCGCGCUGACGAUCGACCAGGUCAUCAACAAGCGGAAGAGGCUCGUGACGGACAUGUGCAAGAACCUUCGGUCCGAGGUCAGCACUGCGGUGGAGCGGUACCAGUGGGCGACCGCCGGCCAGUACUCCAAGAGCGAGGCGAGUGUCACCUCGGAGGCGGUCCGUGAGCUGGCACACAGGAAGCUGACCAGCCUAGCAGAAGACGAGGCGGCCGAGCACUUCAACAACGACGAGACGUUGCUCUUCUCGAUCCGCAUGGCCCUGGAGAUCACCGACUCCGUCAAGUGGCUGAAGAGCAGCGUGCUCCGAGAGGCCGCGGAUCACCUGCGGAAGGCCGAGUUCGAGAGCGCGGCGGCAUGUGCGGAACGCCACGCCAAGGCGAGCAGCAGCAUCGAGUGCAAGUUGUUAGAUCCAAUCACGAUCAAGCGGGAAGACACUAGGAGGCUUCAGUUGACGCAGGGCAGCAAUCGUCUUCAUAUCCUCGACAAGCUGCAGUUGUGCGAGGCUGCGGGGGCAAUCCAGGUGCAGGAUCCGCACCCGCUCUUCAAGCUCGGGAACGUGCAUGCAGGUUACACGCUCUACAUGGUAAACGGGCAGACGGACGUCGCAAAACUCCCGCACGAGCUCAUCAGCGAGAGGGGGGCGGAGAUUACGUUCCAGAGACCACUAUCCUCGGAGGAAUUGAAGGACAGCCUCCUGGGAAUCCUGAGGCAGGCGAAGACGGACGCGGCGAGCGUCGAUAGGCAAGUUCUCGAGGUUGCCCGGGCGCUGGCGCUUAACCCGCUCAAGUACAACCUCUUCCUCAAGGGAGCCAAACUGGACGCCGACUCUGGGAAGGUCGUAGCACGGGCUCUCGGGAGGAACAGCACGAUCAAAGACGCUGUCCUAUCAAAGAAUGUCAUCGGCGUGGAGGGCUCGAAAGCCAUGAAGGAGAUGUUGCUCCAGAAUCGGACGCUCAGAAGCCUGCUGAUCGACAGCAACAACCUGGGGCCGGCUGGGGGAAAGCAUAUGGCGGAGGCGCUCGAGGGCAAUGACACUCUCCACAAUCUGCGCAUAGGGUGGAAUGGUAUCGGUGAAGAGAGUGGUUCGGCAGUGGCUGAGGCGCUCUCGAAGAACACGUGCCUCAGGGCCCUGAACACGGAGUGUAACGAGCUGGGACGUAUGGGCGGGGAGGCGUUCGGGAGCGCCUUGCGCCACAACGCGUGUCUCUUGGCUCUUCACAUCGACGGCAACAAGCUCGGACCUGAGGGCGGCGCAUCGAUCGCGACUGCCCUGGAGACUAAUUCCACGCUCACAUCGCUGUGGAUCCCGCAGAACGAGCUCGGCGAAAGGGGUGGGAAGGCGUUUGCAAAGGCGCUGAGGUCAAACACGUCACUGUCGAGCCUGGGCAUUGCAAACAAUGGCAUUGGAUCCGAGGCUGGCGCCGAGAUUGCCGAAGCCGUCAAGGGAAACACAUGCCUGAAAACGCUGCGGAUCGGGCGCAACGAGCUCGGAGCUCAAGGCGGCAAGGCUUUUGCUGAGGCGCUCAGUGCGAACAGCUGCCUCUCGUCACUCGAGCUCAGUGACAACGACUUGCAGGCAGAGGCCACCGUCGCGAUCGCGAAGUCUCUCCAGGAGGCGAACACGACCCUGACAAGGUUCGACACGGUGAACAAUUCCAUCGGGGUCGAGGGCCUUCGGUCGCUCGCAGCGAUGCUGCAUGGGAACACGACGCUGAAGGUCCUCAAGCUCCACGGCAACGGAAUCGGGCCUGGCGAUGGUGAAUUCUUGGGCCCGGCCUUGGGUAAGAAUGGCAGCGUCACCACGCUCUGGCUGGACGGCGCCGAACUGAGCGGGGAGGCCAUGGGAGAGAUGCUGAGGUCGAACGCCACCCUGGAGGUGCUGGCUCUUGCGGGCGGUGUCAGUUCGGCUGUCGUUGGCAGCAUGGAACGGGCGCUGGCGGAGAACGCAGACAGCCAGCUGCAGACGAUCAACCUCGCCAGCGAUGACGGCGUGGAGCAGGACAUCGCGAAUCUGGAGAGGACUUUGAAGGAGAGAGGGAAGAACAUCACGAUCAAAAUUGGUUUGGACUAGCCGACUUGGCUCUGACGUGGCGACGACGCCCAUCGGCGAGAUAGCACUUAUGUCGGCGCGCCUUCCAUGAAUGGGGCGAGGGGGGCAGGCGUCGCAAAGCAGCGCAGACGUCGCGCAGCUUCAGACAGUGACCUGCUCAAUAAUGGCGACCAGCCGUGUCGGGUUCACCAUCGUUAUCACCUCUUGUCGAACCGACCAGAGUACCCUGUCUCACCGAGAUGCGUAAUUGCCCCUAUGGGCCCCUUGACAGACGGGUUCGUGUAGCGAUUUUGCUAGAUACGGCUCCCACCAUACACAGAUCCAUGCUUCCAAAAUUCAGGUCUGCUUACCUUUCGGCUGGGAUGGCGGUCGUGGUUCCUGCUGGCCUUGUGCUGCGGCCUCCUGGGCACUAGAUUCGCGUACUGCUGCGGGCUGUGGGUUUGACAAUUUGCUCGGAUGCACUCCCCGUCCGCCUCAUCAUCAUGCCACUCUUGCUCUUGCUGGUUGCCACUCCUCCCUCCUCUUCCUCUUUCU